Messenger RNA from Oppiella nova, 522 nucleotides. Lineage: Eukaryota; Metazoa; Arthropoda; Arachnida; Sarcoptiformes; Oppiidae. The record is from the annotation of a GenBank genome assembly.
AUGUCGCGAAUGUUGGCCGCGAAGGCGUCGCUCGCCACCCGAGUGGACGCGUUGGGCGAGGAGUCGGGCAAUGAGUUGGGGAUCGAACACAGGGCUAAACUCGAGGCGCGACUCAAGUUCCUGGAAGAGGGCGGCCUCCGAGCCAUCAGUGGGUCCGGCAAACGGAGGGCUAAGAUAGAGAAGUACGACAACAAAUCACAGGUCCAUACAUACAAAGCCGCCUCCGAUUCGACGUUCGCGCCACAAGUGAAGCGAAAGUUCGACGAACCGGACGAAGAGGAGGCGCAGGAGGAAGAGGUGGCCGAAGAGAAGACACCCAAAGACAAGAAGAAGAAAAAGAAGUUGAAGACAGAGGUGGAGGAGGAGGAGAUGGAAGAGGAGGUCGAGAGUCCGCCCAAAAAAGUGAAGAAAGAAAAGAAGUCCAAAUCGAGUGAAGAACCCGCAGAAGAAGCGGCUGAAGACGAGGCCGAAGAAGAGACCCCUAAGAGUAAGAAGAAGAAGAAGAAGAGAAAUCAGGAUUAG